CUUAAGCUAUUCCCUGUAGUGGUGACUGCAGGGAUCAGUGUAGCUGCCGGUGUCCAGUGCUCUGGGAGCCUGAUCUUUAAACUGAGAAUAUCCUUCCUACCAUUCUUAGUCUUUUGGCCUGUCUGUAUGAUGCCAAGAUAGCCUGGCUGUGAAGUGGGCUUUGCUUCUGUAGAACAGGAGUGGAAUCAGAACACCUGCUCCAUCUCUUUCUGUGCAAUAUUUUGUAGCUCCAGGUGAAGUAUAGCAACAUAAAAUUUCUUGAUUGUGAGCCAGCACAGUACCUUGGCAAUGCCUACAGGUAGGCUUCAGCCAACUGUUUCCAACAGCAAAGCCUAUUCUCUUCUCAUUGCAAUAUUUACUGAAUUGCUUAUGUGUGAAGAAGUUUGUGAACCCACUCCUUCCUGGUUCCUAGACACAAAUUUGUGUUUACUCCUGCCUUUGCAUAACCAUAGUGGGUAUUAAGAGGGUGAGACUUCGGUGCCCAGGAGCCAAGACAGAAGCUCUCAGUUUUGCUUCCACUAAGUGGUGUCUCUGGUGGAUCCAGAGGAACUGCAAGGUCUUUUGCCCUCAUCUACUCAUUUUGGUGGUUCCAUGUUUUCUGAGCUUGCUCCCAAAAACCAAAGGUUUGUCUUGGUUCCUUUGCAGCAUCGAGGGGAGAAUUUAGGUACUUACUGAUGCUUUGAAGGGACUUUCAGAAAAUGGGAGGAUUUUAGGAAGCAAAACAUACCUACAGGCAAACACUACAAAACACUUGUGGGUCACUCUCUGUGAUUGCCUGUUCUAGAACACAGUAGUGAAAAAACUGUCAUUGCUCUCCUUAUUGCUUUCUUUUUUAGGUUAUUAGCAGAUAUGUUUAUAACAGUACUACAUGGAGAAAAUGAAAAGGCCCUUUCCAACAUUCAGUGUAAACUUCAGCUUCUCUUGGAGAGCAUCAAACGCUGCUGUAGCUGUGAGAAGGAAGGUGAAAUUGAACUGGCAGAUGAGAAUGGCCAAGUGAAGAAUUUGCUCCAGAACCAGGACCACUACACAUCGCAGCUCCUGAGAGAGAGGGUUUUGUAUGUGCUUUUAUCCCUCACAGAACAUGAAGGUUCCCAAGAAGCUGUUUUUACACCACUGCUGAAAGACCACAGCAUCAUCAGUCCAAAGUUUCUGGCUAAACUGGGGAAGUGGGAAGAUUCGAAAGUGUCACCUACCAGAGUGAAAUCCAGAAAAUAUGGCAAACAAACAAUCUUGCUUUUGGAAGUUCCUUCUACGGCGGGUAAAAGGAGUCAUUCACCACAGGGCAACAAGAAUAAAACUGUGGCUUCCCCUUCCAAAGAAACUGGGAAACUGUAA
Gymnogyps californianus (California condor) is the source of this 1335-nucleotide messenger RNA. RefSeq lists its product as uncharacterized. The transcript has 6 exons. The record is from RefSeq and is a predicted model, not a curated record. NCBI's taxonomy places the organism in Eukaryota, Metazoa, Chordata, Aves, Accipitriformes, Cathartidae. The coding region runs from base 850 to 1335 and encodes 161 amino acids.